Mastomys coucha (southern multimammate mouse) is the source of this 2209-nucleotide messenger RNA. Its product is annotated as Fc receptor-like protein 2. Gene Ontology annotation, molecular function: transmembrane signaling receptor activity. Lineage: Eukaryota; Metazoa; Chordata; Mammalia; Rodentia; Muridae. The coding region runs from base 327 to 1856 and encodes 509 amino acids. Gene Ontology annotation, cellular component: membrane. The transcript has 9 exons. The record is from RefSeq and is a predicted model, not a curated record. Gene Ontology annotation, biological process: cell surface receptor signaling pathway.
CUGCACAAAAAUGGCAGGACAAGUCCCAAGAGUCCAGUAAUCUCUACCUGAAAGAAAGAAAAUCAAGUAAUGGACUAACCACAAGAGCAACUCUUCACUGUCGGAAGACAGGAGCUUCGCCUGAAAAGACACAUAAGCUAAAGGGGAAGGCCUAGAAAAGCACAUGUAAAUGAGAACCAGAAGUGAGUUUGGAGACUUAUAUCUGAUGGACCAGACUUCACAUUUUGCACAUGCUUUAUUACAAGAGCGGGAAAAGAUCCAUGGUCCAUCUGCCCUAAGGACUUGAGCUGCAUCUGUCUCAAAGGGAGCUGCUUGCCUCUAGUCUCAUGCUGCUGUGCGUGCUGCUUCUGGUCUUUGCUCCUGUCGGAGUCCAGUCCGACUGGUUGAGCAUCAGCGUACCACACCGUGCAUAUGAAGGAGACCAAGUAGUUAUAAGCUGUACAGGGAAAAAUAAUGGUGACAUAAAGAGACUGAUGUACUUCAAGGAUGGAUAUCGCAUAGAAACUUACCGCAGUGCUUCAAGCUACAUCAUUGGGAAUGCAAGACCCGGUGACAGUGGCUCCUAUUCCUGUAAGGCAGAUAGGAAAUUUUUCCUAUUUAUAGACACGACAGAAGAAACAGGAUCUAAGAGGCUUUAUGUCCAAGAACUGUUUCCAGCACCUGGGCUGACAGCCAGCUCCCUGCAGCCAAUAGAGGGGAGUUCAGUGACCCUAUCCUGCAACACCUGGCUCCCUUCAGAUAGGGCAUCGACCCAGUUACGCUAUUCCUUCUUCAAAAAUGGCCACACUUUGCAAUCGGGCUGGACCUCAUCAAAAUUUACAAUCUCAGCAAUAUCGAAGGAAGACUCAGGAAAUUACUGGUGUGAAGCAAUGACUGCCUCUCGAAGUGUCUCAAAGCAGAGUCACCGGUCCUAUAUAGAUGUGGAGAGGAUCCCUGUAUCUCAAGUCACCAUGGAGAUCCAGCCUUCAAGGGGCUGGGGAGUUGAAGGGGAGCCACUGGUCGUUGAAGGGGAGCCACUGGUCCUUGCUUGUUCUGUGGCUAAAGGCACAGGGCUAAUCACGUUCUCCUGGCACAGGCAGGACACAAAGGAAAGUGUGGGGAAGAAAAGUCAGCGUUCCCAGAGAGGGGAGCUGGAGAUCCCCAUUAUCGGGGAAAGCCAUGCUGGGGCAUACUACUGCACAGCAGACAACAACUAUGGCCUUAUCCAGAGCGCAGUAGUGAACAUCACCGUGAAAGUUCCAGUGUUGCACCCUCUCCUCUCCAUCAGUGUUCCUGGGGUCCUGCCUUUCAUCGGGGAUGUGGCGGAACUUCACUGUGAAGACAAGAGAGCCUCUCCUCCCGUUCUGUACUGGUUUUAUCAUGAAAAUCUCACUCUAGCGAACACCUCCGCACCUUUUGGAGGAAAAGCAUCCUUUAAGCUCUCUCUGACUGCAGGGCAUUCUGGGAACUACUCCUGUGAAGCAGACAAUGGCUGGGGGACCAAACGCAGUGAGGUGGUAAUGCUCAGUGUCACAGAGCCCCCACCCAAAGUGCGUUUGGUGAAUGGUCCCCACCACUGUGAAGGACGAGUAGAGGUGGAACAGGAAGGUCGCUGGGGUACUGUAUGUGAUGAUGGCUGGGACAUGAAGGACGUGGCUGUGGUGUGCCGAGAGCUGGGCUGUGGAGCAGCCCAGCACACACCUGUAGCCAUGCUGUAUCCACCAGCAGUUGAUGAAGCUCUGCCUGUGCUCAUUCAGGUAGCACUGUGCAAUGGCACAGAAAAGGCCCUGGCUGAAUGUGACCAGAUUGAGGCCUUUGACUGUGGACAUGACGAGGAUGCUGGAGCUGUGUGUGGAGUCUUACCCGGCACUUUCUGAGGAUCUAGAGACCAGAGACCAUCAGAACUCCUACUUUCUGCACGGGGCCUCGCGGGCCUAAGAGUCUGUAGCUCCCAGUGCACUUCCAGACUUUCGCUGUGGCUUAUCCUUCAACAGGACUCGAAACAAUUCUGCUCUGAGAUAAUGUUCUAACAGCUCCGAAGAAAACCCAAGUCCCUUGUCCCCAGAGGCCAAGCUUGGAAAAAUCAUUUCCUUGUCCAGGUUCCCUGCCUUUCUAGCUCCUUCUAGCUACCUCCUUGGGCGGAUGCAGAGGUGGUGCAAGUGAGGAUCACAUGCGCCUGGGCUUCCAUCUGGUAGCAUGUGGUCUAAUAAAGCACAUACAGCAAAAGAAA